CACGUUGCAUUAAUGUGUCAAGCCUCUGGUGGAGGAGCGGUGAUCGUUACUGAAAUUAGGGCAAAGCGAACGUGGUACAUUUCACGCGAACUUUCUCCUUCGCUUUUCGGAUACAACGCGGAGCUGCUGGUGAUGGACGUUCCUUGAGAGCCUUUUAUCGGUCCCUAGUGAAGAGAUGCCACACGAGGAGUACAGCGACAGAGAGACAGCUCGGAGCAAAUCGGGAGAAGGGGUCAUGUUUUUUACGAAGGAGCGCUGUUGAGUCGUAAGGGCAGUGCUGACAUCCGCUAUAUUGAGUAGUGACAAUUUUUUGGUGUAGAUGCCAGGAAGCGAAGGCUUCCUUGAAAGGGAGGAAGAUGCGGCGUCUUCCUCGGGACUCGGCGAGGGUGCCGGACGCGUGGAGCGGGCCCCGGAGGCGGCCGGGCGCCAGCCCAACUCUUUGGGGAAGGGCGAAGAAGCGGAGGCAAGACGGGCUGCUAGCGGCGGCCCGCGCGAGGGAGCGGACUGCGGGGGGAGGGGCAGAGAGCAGAGCCAGGACGACGCGGACGUGAACGGCGGGCCCGAUUCGAGCAGCGGAAACUCGUGCCGGCUGUCGCCCCCCACCACCCGCAGCCCUGGGAGCGCCAAGAGCUUGUACGUCGCGGGAGAGCUGUCGGCGCGUAGCCCCUUAGACCACGUCGGAGGCGAGGCUCUCCCUCAUGGCGCCCAGCGCACCGAGGGCAGCGGCAGCGAGCGGCCGGACCGGAACCGGGACCAGACGCACCGGGAGAUGAUGCAGACGGUGCAGGAAAUGAAGAAGAGGAUGCCGUCGGAGAAGCGCAGCCGCAGCAAGGCCAGCACCGUGGAGGCCCUCAACUACGCGCUCAACUGCGUUAAGCAAGUGCAGGCAAACAGCAAGUACUACAAGCUGCUCAUGUGCAACGGGCUGGAGGAGCGGCGCGAUGCCAAAGUGUGCACCCUGGAGGAGCUCGAGAGCGUUACAUCGGAGCACACCCUGAAAAACACGGAUACGUUCGUGGUCGUGUUUUCCCUGGCCAGUGGGAGAGUCCUCUACGCAUCGGAGCAGGCCUCCAACAUCCUCAACUGCAAGCGCAAGUUCCUGGACUCGGUCAAGUUCGUGGAGCUGCUUUACCACCAGGACGUGAACGUCUUCUACUCCCACACGGCGCAGCCUCACAUGCCCCCCUGGAACGUGGGCUCGGACAGCGCUGCCGUCCUGUUCGAGUGCGCCCAGGUCAAGUCCUUCUUCUGCCGCAUCAGGGGUGGGAAGGAUCGGGAGGGGGAGAUGCGCUACAACCCCUUCCGCAUCACACCGUACCUGUUGAAGGUGCAGGGCGUGGGAGGGGACGAGGAGCAGCCGUGCUGCCUGGCGCUGGCCGAGCGAAUCAUCUCGGGAUACGAAGCUCCACGUAUUCCUACAGACAAGCGCAUCUUCACCACGACACACUCUCCAGGCUGUGUUUUCUUGGAGGUUGAUGACCGAGCUGUGCCUUUGCUGGGAUACCUCCCUCAGGACCUCGUCGGCACCUCUAUUCUGACCUGCCUGCACCCCGAGGACCGCGCUCUCAUGCUGGCCAUGCAUCGCAAAAUCCUGAAAUACGCGGGCCAGCUGCCUUUUGAGCACUCGCCCAUUCGCUUCCGCUGCCAGAACGGUGACUUUGUCACCCUGGACACCAGUUGGUCGAGCUUCAUCAACCCCUGGAGCCGCAAGGUGGCCUUCAUCAUCGGGAGGCACAAAGUCCGCAGCGGUCCUCUCAACGAGGACGUGUUCGCCGCCCGAAGUAAAGGAGAGCCUCCAGUCGUUUACGAAGAAAUCAAGGAGCUACAGGCGAAAAUCUACAAACUUUUCCUCCAGCCGGUCCACAACAACGGUUCCAGCGGCUACGGGAGCCUGGGGAGCAACGGCUCCCACGAGCACUACAUCAGCGUGGCGUCCUCCAGCGACAGCAACGGCAACCUCUGGGAAGACGCACACAGAGAGCCGAUGACGCUCCAAAAAAUCUGCGCCGAUGUGAACAAGGUGAAGAGCUGGGGCCAGCAGGCUUAUCUGGAUUCCCGCAACAAGCUCGCCCCGCUCGCGAAAGCCGGCGCGGGGACGGGGACGCCUUUUCCUCAUCAAGCCCAAAAUUCGGAGGCCAGGGGUCACCACACCCAGUCCCACGAGGACUCCAGGAAGCAACCACACAUUCCAUCCUAUCAGCAAAUCAACUGUGUCGACAGUAUAAUCAGGUACCUGGAGAGCUGCACUGGCCCAGCGCUGAAGCGCAAGAGUGAGUCCCUGUCCAUCACGACAUCCUCCUCCUCCUCCGAGGAAGACAAGACCCCUGCUGCUUUACCCGAGGACCCGGCGAACCCGGGAGAGAUAGUGCUCGAGGCCCCCGGAAUGCCAGAUAGCCAAGUACCUGCAGGCACCGCAGCAGCAGUGGUGGGCGCCCCCAUAACGGAUAUCCCGCUGUCCACCAAGGCCAUGAGCGUGGUGUCCGUCACCAGCCAGUGUAGCUACAGCAGCACCAUUGUUCACGUACCCCAGCCAGAGUCUGAGGUGACUGCCCUGGAGGAUGCACCAAUGGGAAGUGAGCAGGCUGACCCUGCCCCCAUGCCACCCCGCCCUCCCCCUAGUUCCGCAUCAGCCCCGGAGGAGUUCCGAGUGGUGGGGCUCACGAAGGAGGUUCUGUCGGCACACACUCAGAAGGAGGAGCAGGAAUAUGUGGACCGGUUCCGCCAUCGCAUCCUGCAGAGCCCCUACAGCUCGUACCUGCAGCAGGAUGACAGCAGCAUGGCCCACUCGCACCAUCCGGGCGACCACGUCAUGAGGCCAGCGAGUGCGGCAGGCUUGCAUAAGUCCAAACCCAAGCACAAACGCCCAAAACCCCAGGGCUCCUCCGAUAGUUACACCUCCCCCCCCGGGAACUGCCGCUCUUCCCGCCGGCCCACCGCUGCCCCCGACUCCUCCUGGCCGCCUUCGGAAUCCUCCAACGUGGGCUUUGCACCACCUCUUUUAAUGCCCUUCCAACCCCCCUACUACUCCAUGCAGGGACAGGUGGGCGGGGAUGCGGGCACCUCAGUGCCCGUGAACAGUGCUUUUUUCAACCUGGGUAGCCAGCAGGGCGGGGUUCCCUUCAUCCUACUGCCAGAACAGAACAUGCAAACCGUGAUCCCAACGCAGCCGGUGCAGUCAGUGCAACCAGUGCAGAGUCCUUUCGUGGCUCCCAUGAUGGCCCUGAUUCUUCCUAAUUACACUACGUUUCCCAACUACCCUGUUUACCCCCCAGGGGUGAGCAUGGCAACUCCUGCCCCAGCUGUGGUUCCUCAGCCCUUUAAUUUGGGCUUUGGUUCCGUUCCCUUCCCAAUGGCCCAUAUGCCCCAGGUAGCCACCGUGGUACCCCCGUCCCCACCUGCUCCCCCGCUCCUGGCCUCCCCCGAUCCUCCGUCUACCCUGGGCGAGGAUUUGGACGCAACCCAGCCGCCCGCUCUCUUCUCCAGCUCACGCUCUAGCUCCCCUCUGCAACUGAACCUCCUGCAGGAGGAGCUGCCCAAGCCUGCGGAACCCCAGACCGACACGGUCCGGACGGAGAGCCUGCACGAGCAGCACACCAAGGGGGAUGAUGCUAACAGUGAGUCGGGUCACCACGAUGCUCAGUCCACCUCCAGUGAGCUGCUGGACCUGCUACUGCACGAGGACGCCCGCUCCGGCACGGGUUCUAAUGCCUCUGUCAGCGGCUCGGGAGAAUCCGGUGGGUCCCUGGGCUUUGGCUCUGGUUCCGGCUCCAAUGGGACUUCCACCAGCCACACAGGCAGCAACAGCAGCAAAUACUUCGCCAGUAACGACUCCUCGGAGACAUCCUGCAAGCCCCGUAAGCCUCCUCAGGAGACCCAGGAGAGGGCCAACUUUGACAAGUGUGUGGAGGACUCGCUGUGGACCAUGAUCCAGGGCACGCCUCAACCCAUCAUGAUGACCUACCAGAUUCACAGCAGGGACAAGGCCCAGGUGCUGAAGGAGGACCGCGAGAAGCUGCGACUGCUGCAGCCCCUGCAGCCCUGGUUCACAAAGGAGCAGAGGGAGGAGCUCGCUGAGGUGCACCCCUGGAUCCGGCAGCAGACCGUACCGGAGGAGAUCGACACGGAGGGCUGUGUGAUCUGCAGCAGCGCGACAGAGGAUCGCGCUCCUCCUCCUCCUCCUCCUCCUCCACACCCGGCUGUGCCCGACGCUGCCUCCUGUUCUUUGGACUGCCCCCCGGAAGGCGCCGGCGACGCCCCUGACACCUGACCGCCCGCGGUAGCCCCGCCGACGGACAGGCAGCCACCCGAGGACAAAAAGCCCACCCUUCAGGAUGCCUUCACUCUUCCCACCCGCAUUUCUGUCCGGUCUCCUAGUGGGACGUCCCUCAGGACGAGAGCGUAGCUUAUCACCACGUUUUACGCGCGCGUACGGCCGGCGGCGCUUCGGCACGGGCCCCCGCGGCUCCGCCCGCGCCCGAGAUCAGUUUGAACAGCUGAUGUAAAAGACAGAUCGAUGUACGAAGCAACAACAGUGAUGACACUGAAGAGACCGGAGAGAUACGUUAUUUUGAAUAGUUAACGUUUUUAACCUUUCCGAUAGGCAUCUUCAAAAGAUGGUCUUGUGUAACUGUGAAUUUUUCACCUUUCAGCAGCGUAUAUUUAUAAUUACGCACAUUCUUUUUAUUCUUUCCUAGGGUGUAUUUAAGCACUAUUGUGUCUCCUUUUUUUUUUUUUUUUUUUUCCUCUUCCCCCUCGCCUCGUGUGCCCUUCUCUAGGUUUUGAGAAACCAUUGCUGCACUGUCUCCCCAUGUAUGUCUGUAUGUUUAAUUCCUGUGUAACAGGUGGUUUUUCCAUUAGAUAGAGUGGUGAAUUUGGGACCCGAAACCCUGACCUCUCCCAUGGUGAGGUUCUGCAGGGCUCUGCUGCCGCAGGCACCAGCCCUGGCGAAUGUUUAGGUCCGUUUUACGCACUGGCUGGUACCGAUGCGUCGGCCCGAGCGUCUGAAAGCGUGCGAUCGUGUUGAGCGGAAGCGCGGCUUCCGAACGUGGUCCACGGUGUCCACGGUCACCUUGUCUUUCGAGGGGUCUGCAUCCGUACGCCGUCUGCCGUCGUGCUGUUCGGAGAUCCGGAAUGCGCAGCCGCUGCGUCCAGCUGUCCUUCAAGGUCGGUCUCGCCGUCCUCAACACGGUCGAUGCAGUUUGCCCAAAGUUUGGAAGAAAGGACAUGAACUGUAGCACAUCCCUGUGAAUGUUGGUAGUAGAGACAUACUUGUUUCAGUGAAACUAUUCAAAAGUACCUCUUAACUGUUAGUCAAAGAUGUUCUUCAUGCGCUCUGCUGUGCACAACAGAUUUGUGGUCCUUUUCCGACAUAGCUUUAUUCUGAAACGUAACUUGAAAACGAUGCUUGUG
This is a messenger RNA of Scleropages formosus (Asian bonytongue), 5409 nucleotides long. It is a transcript of the gene per3, whose product is annotated as period circadian clock 3. Gene Ontology annotation, molecular function: transcription cis-regulatory region binding; transcription corepressor binding. Gene Ontology annotation, cellular component: nucleus; cytoplasm. The coding region runs from base 320 to 4267 and encodes 1315 amino acids. NCBI's taxonomy places the organism in Eukaryota, Metazoa, Chordata, Actinopteri, Osteoglossiformes, Osteoglossidae. The transcript is spliced from 23 exons. Gene Ontology annotation, biological process: negative regulation of transcription by RNA polymerase II; entrainment of circadian clock by photoperiod; circadian regulation of gene expression. The record is from RefSeq and is a predicted model, not a curated record.